GAAGAAUCUCAAAGCUUUUAUACUCCUUAUAACCCAAGAAAGAAGAGAGGAAAACACAAACAAUCUCAAGCUCUGAUGGCGGCAAAACAGAGUUACUUCAUCUUGUUUCUUUCUCUUGUCCCACUCUGUUCCUCAACAACUCAUGAUGUCAUAAACCCACCAACAGUCUUCCCUACAAACCCAACAACAACACCUCCGGCUACUACAUUCCCUCCGGUGACCAUAAACCCCACAAAUCCAGCUCCAACACUUCCUCUUAACCCUCCAGUGACAGUAGUCCCUCCUACACUCACGCCCCCUGUGACCAACCCAGUGACUCAGUAUCCUCCAGCACAACCAUCAGGGACGGUUCCUGUGAUUCCACCUCCUGUUGUCUCAAACUCUCCAUCGGUUUCAGGACAAAGCUGGUGCGUAGCAAAACCUGGAGCCUCUCAAACCUCACUCCAAUUGGCUCUUGACUAUGCAUGUGGAAGCGGUAAAUCGGAUUGUUCUCAGAUACAGCAAGGAGGCAGCUGUUAUUCACCUAUCAGUCUUCAGAAUCAUGCCUCAUUUGCUUUUAACAGCUAUUACCAGAAGAAUCCUUCUCCACAAAGCUGUGAUUUUGGUGGUGUAGCCUCAGUUGUUAGCACCAAUCCAAGUUCUAGUUCUGGCUCAUCUACAUCAACUCCAGUAGGAGCAACAACGACAACACCAACUCCAUCAACACAAACAGUUAACCAGCCUCCUGUCACAUCAACACCUAUAACACCAACAGGAGGCGUGACAAUCGGGGUUGGAACUCCACCAGCGGUUUUUAACCCGGCGAGUCCUUCAUCAAACACUCUACCAAAUCCAUCCGCAGGAGGUUCAGCGGUUUAUGGUUUUGAUGGUUCACCUAAUGGGAACAAUCCAACACUAUCAGACUCUACCAACUUGCAGAUUCGCUUUGGUCACACUAUGGUGGCAACAUUGAUUCUUCAUGCAGUGCUAUUUCAUUAG
Messenger RNA from Eruca vesicaria subsp. sativa (arugula), 978 nucleotides. Lineage: Eukaryota; Viridiplantae; Streptophyta; Magnoliopsida; Brassicales; Brassicaceae. The record is from the annotation of a GenBank genome assembly.